AUGGAGCUCGACACGUUGCCUCUGAUCGAGGAGCUUCCGGACGACGAUGGUGACAACACUGGGGCUUGGCAUAGCACUGCUUUGGUUUCGGAGUUCGAUUUUUACGAGGGUGAAGAAGCUUGGGAUGAGUAUGGCUGGUGGGAUGAGUCCGAAAUUCCUGCUGAAGCCUAUGAGUAUAUCAGGGCAGUCAGUGCGUGUGAUGGUUGGUAUAGUGACUCAAGCGCUGAUUUUGAAGAGGUAAACUGUGCAAGCUUCGAGUGCUUUGAGCUAGAGUGCGAGCUCCCUUCCACCAGCACGCUUUGCUUCGAACUUGAUCGUGACAGCAGUGGAGAUGAGUUUUUCCGAGAGUGCAGUUCCGAAUGCGACUGUGAAGUUCGUGCGGUGUGCUGCCCUACAGGCCCUUCCGAGCCCUGUGAAGUCAUCUUGGAUUCAGGUGCUGAUGUCACGGUGCUCCCGGCGCAUCUCUUCAGCACCGUCGGUGUGGCCGAGAAGCAGACUACCCGGCUCUUGGGUGCCCAAGGCACGCCGAUCCCACAAAUGUCGCAGAGAGCCAAUGUUUCUUUCGUGGUGCAAGGGCUUGAUGGUCGGGAGAUUGUGUUUCGAGAUCGAGCUGUGCUAGCAAAUGUGCGGCAACCGUUGUUAUGCGCUGGUAAGCUGUUUCGUGGUGGCUGGUAUCCGAAAGCUAGUGCUACAGAUGACGGCGUCGUGGUGAUGUGCAAGGGCGAGCAAGAGUUUCCCCUCCACUUUGCGCGAAACUCUGUUGCGGCCACCAUGCGCAUUCUAAGGACCGAAGAAGCCUGUGUUCGCGUGGUGUUUGAGGUGAGCGACGAGUUCCUGGCGGGACUCAAACGGCAAGGCUGGCAAGAGAACAGGUUUGAGAUUUUCGAGUGCGGUGAGAAUUGGGAGCUGAAGCCUGUGGUGGAUAUAGGGUUACCUGCUGAGUCUCAAGAAGAAGCUGCCGAACCUGAAGAAGCAGAUGGUGGAGAUCGACAGCCAGGCGCGCCCGUGGGCGGACCGGAGAUGCAGGAAGUGCCUUUGGAAGGCGAAGUAGUGAAGGUUGGUGACAAGGAGUUUCGUGAAACCUCCAGCCUUCGUGAUCUUCGUUGGGCGUGCCGCUAUCUGAAGAUUCCGCAGAGUGGUGCUAAGAGUUUGUUGUGGGCGCGUUUGCAGAAAGAGAUUGCGCUUAACAAGCUCAAGUCAGCCGUGCAAGCAAGUGAUGCCAUCAUAGCAGAGUACACCCCUGACGUCAAUCACGGCCCUCUUCCUCAACGCCCCGACGCUCAAACCGUCAUGCUUCACGAGCUGACUCACCUCCCUCGGGCCGAUUGGUGUGAGAGCUGCCAAGCUGCCCUUUCGAGAGAGGAUCCACAUCCAGAGGUCCAGCCAAAGAGAGAAGUGCCGGUUAUUUCGGUAGACUGGAUGUUCAAUAGGACAGGAGAAGCUGAGAAUGAUGAGCACCCCUUGACGACUCAGUUGGUGGCAGUGUGCCACACUACAAAGUACGUGGUCUGUGUGCCGGUGCGUUCUCAAGCAGCUGAGGACAACAAACCUGCCGUGGAGGAGCUGGUCAAGAUGGCUUCGAUCCUCGGCUUUGACCAAGUCACCUUUAGAGGGGACAGCGAGCCUUCAAUGAAGAAGCUUUUGCAGAUGGUGCAGAUGGCUAGGACACGGUUGGGGUUAAAGACUGAGAUUGAGACGGCAAACCCCGACUCCAGUGAACAUCAGGGAUUGAGAGCAGAGCGCUACAUAGAUAAAGUUCGCCGCCUUGGUCUUUGCCUCUUGCACACCGUGUCUGCAAAUUCGAAAGUCGAGUUGAAAUCGAGCCACCCGUUGUACCAGUGGAGCUUCAGGCACGCAGCCUUCUUACUGACGCGUUACCAUGUUCACACAGAUGGGGUCACCUCGUUCGAAUUGGUCCAUGGGCGAAAGUUUGAUGCAAAGAUUGCAGCGUUUGGGUCAGUCGUCUUUUGCCAACUGUUGCCCAAACCAAAGACGAAAGGGAUUCCAUGGGAAAAGUGUGUGUACCUCGGGCGUUCCUCAAUGGGUUCUUUGAGCAUCGUCUCUUCCAGCAAGGGCAUAGGGUAUGCACGCACAGUUCGAAGAGCAGCUGAAGUAUAUCAAGCAGAUGCUUUGUUGGCAAUGCGCGGUGUUCUUUGGAAUCCUGUACAAGAUGUGGUCACUAUGCGUGUUCCCCGGGGCCCUCGAGUACGGGUUCCGUUGCUUGUUGAUGCAGCACCUUCUGCUGCGCCACCCGGUGACGAAGCUGCCACUGAUCCUCCAACCUCGGCGAGUUCAGAAGCACCUGCAGGCAGCCCUGGAGAGAGCAUCUUAGAUGGGUUGAGUGGAGCUGCCAGCAAUAGCUCACACGAGCUCAUCCCAGCCGACAUGGAGGUUGGAAGGGUGGAGUGGUUUCCAGUUCGCGUGAUUGAUGCAGAGCAGCCACAUGGACAUGAAGACGACAUCGUUGUGUGCGACCCUGAAGAGAGUUUGGACCUUGGACCCACACUGCGACGAGGGCUUUGCAGGUGA
This is a messenger RNA of Symbiodinium sp. CCMP2592, 2529 nucleotides long. Lineage: Eukaryota; Dinophyceae; Suessiales; Symbiodiniaceae. The record is from the annotation of a GenBank genome assembly.